This is a messenger RNA of Chlorella variabilis, 936 nucleotides long. RefSeq lists its product as hypothetical. Gene Ontology annotation, cellular component: mitochondrial outer membrane. The annotation marks the transcript as partial. The transcript has 5 exons. The record is from RefSeq and is a predicted model, not a curated record. Gene Ontology annotation, molecular function: ATP binding; ATP hydrolysis activity. NCBI's taxonomy places the organism in Eukaryota, Viridiplantae, Chlorophyta, Trebouxiophyceae, Chlorellales, Chlorellaceae.
CUCCCGCAGGUGCUGUCUCCCGAGGACUGCGGGCGCGGGUUCAGCGAGGUGGGGGCACUGGGGGAGGCCAAGGCGGCGCUGCGCGAGGCGGUGCAGCUGCCGCUGCAGCACCCGCACCUGUUCACGGGCGGCGCUCUUGCGCGGCCGUCCAAGGGCGUCCUGCUGUUUGGGCCCCCAGGCACCGGCAAGACGCUGGUGGCUCGCGCGGCGGCGGCCGAGUGCGGCGCCGCGUUCCUGGCGCUCAACCCCUCCGCCGUCGCCUCCAAGUGGUUUGGCGACAGCGUGAAGUUCAUCCGCGCCGCCUUCACCCUGGCCGCCAAGCUCUCCCCCGCCGUCAUCUUCAUCGAUGAGGUGGACGCCCUGCUGGGGCGCCGCAGCUCACUCAAGGAGCACGAGGCGCUUCGGGAGAUGAAGAACGAGCUGAUGCAGCAGUGGGACGGCAUACGGGCGGGGCGGGGGCGGGUGGUGGUGCUGGGGGCCACCAACCGCCCCUUUGACCUGGACGAGGCGGUGCUGAGGCGCUUCACGCACAGGGUGUUCAUCGGCUUGCCGGACCGGGCGGCACGGGCUGCCAUCCUGGGCGUGGUGCUGGAGGGGGAGCGGCUGGCUGCUGACGUGGACGUCGUCAGGCUGGCGGAGCGCACCGAGGGCUACAGCGGCAGCGACCUGCGCCAGCUGUGCAUCCAGGCCGCCAUGCGCCCCGUGCGCACCUUCCUGGAGCGAGCAACACACCUCGCCGCCAUCCCCGCCGCCGCCACACCCCUGCACCCCUGCCGCGCUGCCCUGCAGGACUUUGAGGAUGCGCUGAGGGAGGUGUCGCCCAGCGUGGACCCCGAGUCCGGUACCAUCCAGGAGCUGAACGAGUGGAACAAGCAGUACGGUACCUCCGCCAACAAGGCGGGCGUGCGCAGCAGGCGCCUCUCGUACUACUCCUGA